UUGAAUUUGGGAGCAGAAAUCAGUCAACCGUAAACAAGUGUAUUGGUUAUGUACUGUUGUUCGUUGCGUUAUUGGAAGACGUAGGAGGUUGUGGUGGAUGGGUAGUGUAAAAUAUUAAUAAUUUAUGUUGUAACACAAGAAAUGAACAAGGUGGUGAAUGCAGUUUUCGAUAAUUACCCAUAUGGCAAGAUUAAUGAAAUGCACAACGCAACAUGUUUUGUGAGCAUACAAUUUUUAGAAGGAAUGUGGCUUGGACAUUGAACCUUACUGGAACGUAUAUCUGUGUGUAUUUGAGGAUGGAAUCUCGUCUCGUUUGAAUUAUAUCGUCAGUGUGAUUAUGAUUUAAUAAAGAGCAUUGAACGAAGUUCAGCAACGGUUGCCAAGUAAUCAAUUUAGAAUGCCAGAAAUAAAGAUUACGCCCCUAGGAGCUGGUCAGGAUGUUGGAAGAAGUUGUAUUUUACUCUCAUUAGGUGGAAAAAAUAUAAUGCUCGAUUGUGGCAUGCAUAUGGGAUUUAAUGAUGAGCGGAGAUUUCCUGACUUCACUUAUAUUGCUCCAGAGGGACCUCUGACAAGUUACAUUGACUGUGUAAUAAUUUCUCAUUUUCAUUUAGAUCACUGCGGUGCUUUACCAUAUUUCACUGAAAUGGUUGGCUAUACGGGCCCAAUCUAUAUGACUCAUCCAACAAAAGCCAUUGCUCCUAUUCUGUUGGAAGAUAUGCGUAAAGUAGCUGUUGAGCGUAAAGGGGAGAGUAAUUUUUUCACAUCUCAGAACAUUAAGGACUGCAUGAAGAAAGUAGUGGCAGUAACGUUACAUCAGUCAGUCAUGGUAGAUGGGCAGUUGGAGAUAAAGGCUUAUUACGCAGGUCACGUGUUAGGUGCUGCUAUGUUUUGGAUCCGUGUUGGUUCUCAGUCUGUUGUAUAUACUGGAGACUACAACAUGACACCAGAUCGUCAUCUUGGAGCUGCUUGGAUUGACAAAUGUCGCCCAGACCUUCUUAUAAGUGAGUCUACAUAUGCCACCACAAUCAGGGACUCCAAACGCUGCAGGGAGCGAGACUUCUUGAAGAAGAUACAUGAAUGUGUGGAUCGAGGUGGCAAAGUUUUGAUUCCCGUAUUUGCUCUUGGAAGAGCACAAGAAUUGUGCAUUCUACUUGAAACAUAUUGGGAGCGAAUGAACUUGAAAGUGCCUAUCUAUUUUGCUGUUGGUCUUACUGAAAAAGCGAAUAACUAUUACAAAAUGUUCAUUACAUGGACAAAUCAGAAAAUCCGUAAAACAUUUGUUCAGAGAAAUAUGUUCGAUUUCAAGCAUAUUAAACCAUUUGACAAAGCUUAUAUUGAUAACCCAGGGGCAAUGGUUGUAUUUGCCACUCCUGGCAUGCUUCAUGCUGGCCUGUCGCUGCAGAUCUUCAAGAGGUGGGCACCCAAUGAAAAUAACAUGGUGAUUAUGCCUGGAUUCUGUGUUGUGGGAACUGUUGGUCACAAAGUCCUUAAUGGUGCAAAGAAAAUAGAAUUUGAAAACAGACAAAUAGUAGAAGUAAAGAUGUCAGUGCAAUAUAUGUCAUUUUCAGCGCAUGCUGAUGCCAAAGGAAUCAUGCAGCUGAUUCAGUACUGUGAGCCCAAGAAUGUUAUGCUGGUUCACGGAGAAGCAGCCAAGAUGGAGUUUCUAAAAGAGAAGAUAAAGAAAGAAUUUGAUUUAGAAUGUUAUAUGCCUGCCAAUGGUGAAACUUGUGUUGUGAACACUUCUAUGACAAUCCCAGUGGAUGUUUCACUGAAGCUUCUGAAGGCCGAAGCCCAGAAAAAUAACUCUUUACCUCCGGAUCCUAAGCGACCACGUGUAAUGCAUGGUGUGUUGGUUAUGAAAGAUAAUUCCAUGUGUCUGAUGGAUGUUGAUGAUGCUUGCAAAGAAGCUGGAAUUAACAGGCAUCUUGUUAGGUUCACCUCAACAUUAAGAAUGGAAGACCCUGGGCCUGCAAGUAAAACUGCUGAGAAGUUAUUGCAGCUGAUUAAGACACGCCUUAAAGACUGGCAUGUUCAGCUAACAGAAGGAUCAAUUUCAGUGGAAUCUGUGUUGGUGAAAGUGGAAGGCAGCGAGGAGGAACAGAAGAAUGUCUAUGUGUCUUGGGAUAAUCAGGAUGAAGAACUUGGGAGUUAUAUACUUGGCCUGCUGAAAACCAUGGGACAUUAAAACUCAUAGUAGUGAGGUCGUGGUGGCACAUGAGUAAUUUCUGCAUUGGUAAUAAGACAGAACUGGACACAAUCGAGAGAAAACAUUUGGAAGGUCUGCACUCUAGAGAAUGACUUGCUCGUCAUGUCCCCAGAAAGAAGUUCUACAGACAGUGGGAAUGGCUGCUUGAGGCUUCACCUCUCUGCCUACUGUUGUAUUUCUUCCUCAGUCCCCCACUGCCCUCUGUCAUCCAGCUCAUUUCUAGCCAAGAUUUUUGCUACCAACAUUCCUAGUACCAAAAUGGCUAGAUGACAGAGGAGCGGGAAAUGUGUAACACCUGGAAGGAGAUGUGGAGGGGGUAAAUAUAUGGGAUGUUUUAUCUUGCCUCAUAGUCAGUUUUGGUGGUCUUGUACAAACAGCACAAAAUAGCAUGUUACCUGUUCUGUAUUAUGUAAUAUUGCACACACAGCCUGGGUGUGUCUUCACAACAUGGACAGUACUUCAUUCCACUGAUUACUGUUAAGUUAGGGCCUAGUAACAUUUACAUUCAGUGAUGUCUUCUGGGUGUGAUGUGAGCUAGAACAGUUCUGUAGGUCUCUCUCCAAGGAGCAGAAUCCUUGAGAAAGUGACAGUUGGCAACCUUUGAAAAGAUUCCCAGCCUUUAUGGAACCCACUGCUGGAGCCUCUCCAGAACCAGAUGCAUUCAGUUCUCUUCCUGGAACUUCCAUCUCUGUUCGCAGGUUUGCCAAGUACUGUCUUCCAUUCUGGUUUUCAGGUAAAAUACUGAAUGCGUUUCAUUAUUCCACUGUGCUUCAUAUACUACCCAUCUUCCCCUUGAUUUGACAACCCUAAUAAUAUUCAGUGUAGUGUACAAAUUAUGAUUCUUCUUAUGUAAUUUUCUCCAACCUCUCUUAGGUCAGAAUAUAAACCUGUAGUGUAGUAACUACAGAGAGUUUUUUAACAUUGUUGAGUGGUUCAUGGCUCUGCCCUUCAUGGUGGCUGGUGCACUGCCUGCUGUGAAGCACAUACAGAUUUGCCGAUGAAUCAGCAUGCCUGUUGGGCAAUAACAUAUGGAAUCAAGGGAAGUAACUUGUGGACCGCUUGACAACAUCAUAUUUCACGCAAUGCUUCCAUGCACGGCACGCCACUGGUUCCCGCUGUGAUGUAGGAGCGGGCGCCACUGCUGCUAGGGAAACAGGCAACAGAGUAAGAAGCCAGCUGAGGACCGAGUGAGGCACUGUGUGUUAUGCCGAGUGAGAAGACAGUGUGUUGAGAGAAAACAGUGUGUCGACAGAAGCCAACAUGGAGAGAUGGACAGUUCUAUAAUAUAGUGAGAGUUGUUAAUACGAAAGGAGCAACUGUGAAAGGACUUGUUUAACAUUUUGUGUUAUAGUUAUGUUGAAUUGUAGCUACAGUGUUGAGUAAUAAAGUGAUGUCGCAAGAAUACA
Cryptotermes secundus is the source of this 3612-nucleotide messenger RNA. It is a transcript of the gene IntS11, whose product is annotated as integrator complex subunit 11. Gene Ontology annotation, cellular component: nucleus. Gene Ontology annotation, biological process: snRNA processing. NCBI's taxonomy places the organism in Eukaryota, Metazoa, Arthropoda, Insecta, Blattodea, Kalotermitidae. Bases 398 to 2185 code for a protein of 595 amino acids. The transcript has 2 exons. The record is from RefSeq and is a predicted model, not a curated record.